GCAACAAUCAUAACCUCAAAUAAAAAAUGGUUCGUCGGCUUUGUCAGUAAAGUGAAAGUGAACGUUAUAAUUAAUUUUCUCACUAAAAUUGGAAAUAAUCUUUACAAUAUUAUCUUCUGACCUUAAUGUUUACAUGUUUUCGAAUUACCAAGUAUAUAGGAGGUAUUUAAGUAACAUGCACUGAGCCACUAGUAGUUAAGGUAAACAAUCCAAACCGAACAUCUUAUCCAUGAAUUAUCUCCUGCGGAAACAAUAAAUUUCAAUCAAUCCUGGCCGUAUCCCAUAAUGCAGCAGGAUGAUUAGCGCAACCAAGACAGAGGCUGAACUGAUAAACCAAAUUUAUAUGGACACUGCACAGAAUUAUCACUAAGUGUAACUUUCGAAUGUCGUAUGAUGGAUCUGAAGGAUCUUCUCCAGGAACUAACGCAAUGUUCUCAUUCAGGAGACACAGCCUCAGUAAAAAACAAAAACGACAAGAAAGAAAAAGAAGUUGAGCAUUUUCUGCAAUUCUACAAGUCUUUGAAAGAUGAUGGUGAAGAAUCCACGGAUAAAACCUAUUCAGAAAUUCCCAAAUUUUACUUCAAGCUCCCAAAAGAAAACGAAAUUUUUCUACAAAAACUCAGAGAGGAAGCCAGAGCAUUUUCGCUUCAGAGACGCAGCUUUGGGCUUCUUGAUAAUAAUGAUUUAAAGGCUCUGUGGGCUCUCCUAGACAAAUAUCAUUCGCCACCAAUUGUGAGUGAGGAGCAGUUCAUAAAUUAUGAUGAUUUCAAAAAGGUGGCUGCCCAUGCUGAUCCAAAAUGCAGAAAAUAUUUCACUCCAAGUGUGUUCGCCAAGCUGCAACAUGGAGACAUCUACGGUCGUGUGAGCAUCAUGGCUCUUUUCAACUACAUCAUGCGCAAAGUCUGGCUUCAUCAGACGCGCAUUGGACUUUCUCUCUACGAUGUUACCGGACAGGGAUUUCUCAGGGAAGUUGAUUUAGAAAACUAUAUUUUAGAGUUGAUACCCACACUACCUCAGUUAGACGGCCUGGAGAAAUCGUUCCACAGUUUUUAUGUUUGCACCGCAGUAAGGAAGUUUAUAUUCUUUCUAGAUCCCUUACGCACAGGGAAGGUUCGCAUUCAGGAUAUCUUGGCUUGUAGUUUUCUGGACGAUCUACUGGAGUUGAGAGAUGAAGACCUGCCAAAAGAUUCCUUAGAAGCAAAUUGGUUUUCAGCGACCUCUGCCUUGCGUGUGUAUGGACAGUAUCUCAAUUUAGACAAGGACCAUAAUGGGAUGUUGAGCAAGGAAGAACUUGCUGGGUACGGAACAGGGACGCUAACGUCGAUUUUCAUUGACCGCGUUUUCCAAGAGUGCUUGACGUACGAUGGUGAGAUGGACUACAAGACUUACCUAGAUUUUGUCCUCGCUUUGGAGAAUCGACAAGAGCCACAGGCACUACAGUAUCUUUUCAGGAUCCUUGAUAUCAACAAUCAAGGGUAUUUGGAUACCUUCUGCCUCAAUUAUUUUUUCAGGGCAAUUCAACAGCAAAUGAAUGAACACAAACAAGACCCUGUAUCAUUUCAAGACGUCAAGGACGAAAUUUUCGACAUGACAAAACCGGCUGACCCUACAAAAAUAACACUUCAAGAUCUCUUGAAUAGUGGACAAGGCGAAACGCUUGUAAGCAUCCUCAUCGACCUGAAUGGUUUCUGGACUUACGAAAACCGAGAAGUCAUGGUUUCAGAAACGGUGGAGGAGUCAGCCAAAGUCUAAACUUAUUUCCUGUGAUCUUUGUUUUAUGUAAGUAAAUUUUAAUUAUGAGUAAAACCUGUUCAGUAGAUACACAUGAUCUCAUUUUGUAUAGUUACAAGUUAAGGUAUUUCAAUAAAGUAGCAAAUAUUCUUCAAAAAA
Messenger RNA from Bemisia tabaci, 1890 nucleotides. NCBI's taxonomy places the organism in Eukaryota, Metazoa, Arthropoda, Insecta, Hemiptera, Aleyrodidae. The record is from RefSeq and is a predicted model, not a curated record.